AUGUCUUGGCAUUUCAGAGUCAAAAUACACAGAAUCUACCCAUCUUAUUCCUAUGUUACCGAUAGUGGACCACACUGGAUUUAUAUCCUAGGAAAUGAAGAUGCAACAUCACCAUUCCUAUCCAGGUUUCCAGGCAAUAAACUCUCGGUUCACACUAACUGCGACGCACCAUACACAAGUCCACAUCAUCGAUCCUCUGAACAAUCGGCUUUACAUGGACUUCAAAACAUCCAUGAAAUCCCUCACAUGAACCCCAAGGGCCGAAACUAUCCCAUAGUGGUAUUCAACACGGAAGUCCAUUUCGAUGACCCUGCAAGGCCAAAGAUUGUGUUUUACAUAAGGGACAACAUUGAGAGUCGGAAAAAAUGUGUUGCAACUAGAGAUCAUGCUUAUGCCUUCCAGGAUGAUCUUCAAAACAUGAGAGGUCGUGGACAGGUUAUUUUGGUCAUGGACUAUGGCUUGAGACCAAGGAUUUAUUAUCUGAUUUCAGGUUCAAUCCGCUUUUGCCAGAGGUUUAGGAGUUCAGAAAAUCGGUCAAUAACAAUGACCCUUAUGUUUGGAGUCACGGGUCUAUAG
Eruca vesicaria subsp. sativa (arugula) is the source of this 576-nucleotide messenger RNA. The record is from the annotation of a GenBank genome assembly. Lineage: Eukaryota; Viridiplantae; Streptophyta; Magnoliopsida; Brassicales; Brassicaceae.